This is a messenger RNA of Gigantopelta aegis, 1357 nucleotides long. RefSeq lists its product as uncharacterized. The coding region runs from base 373 to 1197 and encodes 274 amino acids. The transcript is spliced from 6 exons. NCBI's taxonomy places the organism in Eukaryota, Metazoa, Mollusca, Gastropoda, Neomphalida, Peltospiridae. The record is from RefSeq and is a predicted model, not a curated record.
UAAAACUCCUUAAACGGUUAGGAAGAGAAUUUUCUUUAAGUUUCUAUAAUGCUUUCCGGAUUUCGUUCUUCCCUCAAACCCGCCCGCUACGACCGUGACAUGCAUUGUCUUGCCUUUUGUCACGGACAUUGAUAAACUGCAAGCAGAUCGUAGUUAGUUAGUUAUGGCGUCUUUUCGACUCUAUCCCUAUAGCCUUGUUUUGGAUACGAUCUUGACAAGGAUGAGUGACUGAGCGCUUAGUUACGAAUACCUCCUAUUGAUGACGUAUGACACGAAUGACGUCAAACAUUAAAUAAUCUUAUGCUACUGCCAGGCUAACGUUUCAGAAGGCAGUUCCGACUCAUUCAGCAGCUGAGUUGCACUGGCAUUCUCAUGAGUCAAUAUGGAAUAUACUGUGGUAUCCAACACAUCCUUGGUUACCUCUCCACUACAUUCUUCCAUAACUUUCUCUAUUUCCAGUGGCAACCUGCUAAGGUCAUCAGCAUCACGGUUGCCUCGCCCAGGUGUUUCAUCGGUACUAGCAUGAAGUUUACUACUUUUGACAUCUUCCAGGCAUUGAUGCUAAUAUUAGACAUUCAUUUUGUUUACAGUUUCACUAUUUCUGUACCCAAGCGGGUGGGACUUCUAGGAAGAAACAAUGUGUCUAUAGAGUGUGUCUAUUUCGUGUCAGACGAAGAUGAGUUGUCUGGUAUUGGUUGGAGCAGGAAGCGAAGCAGCGAACGUAAUUUUGUUGACAUUGCAGGCAAAGACGUUAAGAAAGGUUGGAUGGGGUACGUAGAUGGGGAGGGUACUUUACUGCAGAACCGAACGGUGUUGAAGUUCGGUUCGGGUAAGUUCAUCAUCAUAUACAUGGAGAUUAGGCGCGAGGAUGAAGCUACAUACAGAUGUACUGUGAACUACUUCGUCAACGGUUCGUUCCAUAACAAGACUGGAGAAAUGCUUUUUGAAGUAAAAGUUCCUUGCAACCUAAAGUGUGAAAAUUACGGAAGUCCUAACGAUGUCUGCGACAAGUGCAACUGUGUUGGAAAUUGGAAAGGAAGUAUAUGUCGAGAAUGUGGACUAACUUGUUUGAAUGGUGGUACACCGCUUGCAACGUGCUCUGGAUGCGUAUGCCGUUCAGGAUUCGAAGGAGCCAUAUGCGGCGAGUCUGGUAAGUACAAAUAUAAUAUUGUUUUAUUGUUCAUCAACAAAGAGUAAUCCAACCAAUCAGGCUGCUUAUUUAGCAUGAUUUUGUCCUGUAAAUCGCAGAUUGUAGGUCAGAAGUAUAAGUUUAAGAGACUGAAUCACAAAAUGUUUAUAUUGAAUUGUGUUUAUGAUACUGGGGGAACCUAAACAAAAAUUCCUCAAUUCAAGUUAA